CAUAAUUUAUUUACUCUUUAAUUGGAGACCCUAGUUAACUUCACAUUUAAAACUUGUUAACGAUUUUCAACUCAUGCCGGCUAAUUUUUGCUCACAACACUCUCUGCACGUCCAUUCAUCACCCUUAACUCAACAAAGUCACCUUUUUUUGCUUCAAAGAAAACCCAGAAGGCAUAUCCCCUUUUGUCCACUUUGGACCACUCCAUAAAGUUGCAAACUCAACAUCUUGCUACCCUUUAUUAAUAAUUCAAAACAAAACCCUCUUUAUGGCAUUCUUUUUAUUUCACUCUUAGAUGCUUCUUUGUUAGGUUUGAAUCAAUCAAAUUGACUGGCCUGCUGCUAACUUUUUUUUGGCCCCAUUUAUACCCUCUGCUGUACCCUCUUGUUUCUCUUAUCAAACCCCCAUUUUCUCUUUUCUCUUUUUUUUGCCUUCUGGGGGGUUCCAAAUUCCAUAGUUUCCUCAAAGGUUGAAUGAAAUGGCAGUUGAUCUUUGCUCAGAAAACUGUGUGGCUGCUUCCUCUUCCUCUUCUUCUGUGAGUCCAAGAAUCUCAUUCUCACAUGACUUCUCCCAAUCUGAUGUCAUCCCUGUUGAGCAACUCCCUUUUAGAUCAAACUCUUCUGGCUUGAAUCCCACCAUUGAUUUUGAUUUUUGUGUCAGUGAGAGUUUUGAGCUUGAGUCAUCUUCAGCCGAUGAGCUUUUCUCACAUGGGAGGAUCCUUCCCACUGAGGUCAAGAGAAAGAAUAAUGCUGUUCCACCUAUGAAGCAAUUAGCACCAAAGAGUACUUCUCCAUUGCCUCCUCCUUAUGCUGCUCCUAACAGUGUCUCCACUAGUAAAAACUUGAAGAAAGAGAUUAACCCCAAAGAAAGCAAGUGUUUGAAUGAUGAAGUGUAUGAGAAGCAAAGUUCAAAGUCUUCCUUUUGGAUCUUCAAGAGAAGUAGUAGUUGUGGAAGUGGACCUAGAAGGAGCUUUUGUCCUUUGCCACUUCUAUCUAGAAGCAAUUCAACUGGAUCAUCAACCCCAAGUGUUAAGAGGAGUCAUCCUCUUUCAAAGGAGGGUACUGUUAACAACAAUAUUAAACAGAAACAUUCUUCCACAAGGUUGAUGCCAAACGGUUAUCUUCAUCAUCAUCAUCAUCAAAAGCCUCCAUUGAAUUACAAGAGUACUCAUCAUGGAUCUUAUGGUAACAGUGUUAGAGUCAAUCCUGUCCUCAAUGUUCCACCUGCAAACCUAUUUGGUUUGGCUUCAAUCUUCUCCAACAAUAGAGACAAGAGCAAGAAGUAGUUUUAGUUUACUUGCAAACCGGUGGGGUCUAUCUUCUUUUUUCCAUGUACUUCUUAGGUUUACAAUUGCCAUGUGAACUAGCAAAAUUGAGGUAUAGCCUAUAGGUAAAAUUUUGAAAGGUAAAUGGUUUGCAUCAUGAAGACAAAUUGGUACAAAGAGAUGUAUGUGAAGGUGAUGGACACGAAUGAUACAAUGCAAGCACAUGUUUUGGGGCACAAAAUGACUGGUAACUGUUGUUUUCGUGGCUGUACCUUGCCUGUUUUUUGUUCCUCUGCUUUUGUUCUUUGGACUAUGUGUAAAUACAUUGACUUUGAUUGCUGCAUCUUCUUUGUGGGUUACUCUGGAUCUCUCUUGCUCUAUAUGAAUAUCUGGCUUAAUGGAGAAGUUAAUUAUA
This is a messenger RNA of Glycine soja, 1677 nucleotides long. RefSeq lists its product as uncharacterized. Bases 477 to 1283 code for a protein of 268 amino acids. The transcript has a single exon. Lineage: Eukaryota; Viridiplantae; Streptophyta; Magnoliopsida; Fabales; Fabaceae. The record is from RefSeq and is a predicted model, not a curated record.